Messenger RNA from Suillus plorans, 894 nucleotides. Its product is annotated as MED6-domain-containing protein. The coding region runs from base 1 to 894 and encodes 297 amino acids. The transcript is spliced from 6 exons. Lineage: Eukaryota; Fungi; Basidiomycota; Agaricomycetes; Boletales; Suillaceae. Gene Ontology annotation, biological process: regulation of transcription by RNA polymerase II. Gene Ontology annotation, cellular component: mediator complex; core mediator complex. Gene Ontology annotation, molecular function: transcription coactivator activity. The record is from RefSeq and is a predicted model, not a curated record.
AUGGACUUCAACGAUCUUCAUCCCUCAGACGAUUACAGUCACAGGUUUUUCAUCUGGCACGAAUGGAUCCAGGCGAAUGGUCCUCUCACUUCAGAGAACGUGUUUGAUUAUUUUGCCACGUCAAUGUUCUAUGACAAGCAGAGCAAUAAUCAAGUUUUGCGCAUGCAGACCAUGCACACGGGUGUGCCCAUAUUAAACGAGUCGGAAGAACUUAAACGUUUCACCGGCAUCGAGUUUGCUCUUGUGCAUGCUCAGCCACCUUCGCUAUUUAUUAUCCACAAAAGAGAACGAUCAUCCCCUGAGGAAGUUCGCCCUCUUGCUGCUUAUUUUAUCAUGAACAAUCGAAUCUAUCGCUCGCCGGAUGUCUAUGGCGUUCUCUCCAACCGUUUGCUUACUUCCCUAUACGCUCUGCAGUCUUCUUUAGACAUACUGCGCAUCAAUCGACCUGACUACACCCCUCGCACAGGAUUUAUCUGGCCGAUCACGGAGCAGGCCAUGUCCGAUGACACUACCAAAAAAUGGGGUGGAGAGGAUUCUGCGACUGCUGCAAGCGAGGCGGAGAUCUCCACGUCACAGUCAGAAAGUCAGAAACCCACUUUAAUGGCCAGUGGACCAAAAAAGCAACAGAACAAUAUGUUGAUGUAUAACGCAAUGAGGUCUACUGCGUUUCAUUCAAAAAUAUCCUUUUCUUCCUCUGCUUCUGUCAGAGAUGGAGAUAGUGUUCCCCCUGAGUCGCUGGGGAUACGUUCCUCAGCCACACCUGCACCUACGGCGACCAGAGCGGCGACCCCAGCCAGCGGUCCCACACCCCAAGACACACUUCCACCGAAGGGUGCGCCUGGUGCUGGUAAAAAGAAGAAAAAGCGCACCUUGUUGGCUGUCGGAGCAAGUUGA